AUGUCUCAACAAGCAAUACUCUCGGUUUAUGAUAAAACUGGCUUGAUUGAGCUUGCAAAGGAACUUAAUGACCUAAAUGUGCGUCUCAUUGGUUCCGGUGGAACAGCCAAAAAGGUCCGGGAAGCUGGUAUUCCUAUCUCGGAUGUAUCUGAGAUAACGAACGCUCCUGAAAUAUUAGGUGGCCGUGUUAAAACCUUACACCCUGCAGUUCACGGUGGUAUCCUCGCUCGCAAUAUUCCGAGCGAUGAAGCUGAUCUUGUUAAACAAAAUAUCAAUAAGAUCGAUAUUGUCGUAUGCAACCUUUAUCCUUUCAAGGAAACAAUAGCAAAAGAAGGUAUCAGCAUGGCAGAUGCUGUUGAAGAAAUUGAUAUUGGCGGUGUUACCUUGCUGAGAGCUGCGGCAAAAAACCAUGCUCGUGUUACGAUCCUUUCCGAUCCCAAAGAUUACUCUAAACUCAUAGCUGAACUAAAGAGUGGAGGCGUUUCCGAAAACUCGCGUCAAUUAUUCGCUUUAAAGGCUUUCAAUCAUACAGCUGAUUAUGAUGAAGCAAUAUCCGAUUAUUUCCGGCAACAAUACACCAAGGAUAUUUCGCAGCUAACCUUGCGAUAUGGCACAAACCCACAUCAAAAACCUGCCCAAGUCUUUGUAAAAGACGGACAACUUCCAAUUAAAGUUUUAUCUGGAUCACUUGGUUAUAUCAACCUUCUCGAUGCUCUUAAUGGAUGGCCUUUAGUCAAGGAAUUGAAAGCUGCCCUUAAGCUUCCUGCUGCCGCUUCAUUUAAGCACGUUUCUCCUGCUGGAGCUGCAGUUGGGAUUCCCUUGAGUGAUAUUGAGAAAAAGGUUUAUUUUGUAAAUGAUCUAAAAGAAUUAUCACCCUUGGCCAAUGCGUAUGCUCGUGCCCGAGGUGCGGAUAGAAUGUCUUCUUUUGGAGAUUGGAUCGCCUUGAGUGAUACUGUUGAUGUACCCACCGCAAAAAUUAUAUCACGUGAGGUAUCUGAUGGUAUAAUCGCACCUAGUUACGAAGCUGAAGCUCUUGAAAUCCUAAAAAAGAAAAAGGGCGGGAAAUAUACCGUUGUUCAGAUUGAUUCUAAUUAUGAACCACCUGAAUUUGAAACACGUCAAGUUUACGGAUUAAAUCUAAAGCAAAAACGUAACAAAGUUCAAAUUGACGCGAAAUUAUUUGAAAACGUUACAACAAAGAAUCAAAAUCUUCCCGAAUCAGCAAUUACCGAUUUGCUUGUUGCUACGAUCGCUUUGAAGUAUACGCAGUCAAAUUCUGUAUGCUAUGCAAAAAAUGGUAUGGUAAUUGGAUUGGGUGCCGGACAACAAUCGCGUAUCCACUGUACAAGGCUGGCGGGAGAUAAGGCAGAUAAUUGGUGGUUACGUCAUCAUCCAAAAGUUGUGGGUUUUGAUUUCAAGAAAGAAUCCAAAAGGGCUGACAAGAGUAAUGCAAUCGACUUGUAUAUUCUUGAUAAGAUUGGCGAGGGUCUUGAACGCGCUUCAUGGGAAUCACAGUUUAAUACAGUUCCUGAACCUUUAACAAAAGAGGAACGUGUCUCACAUUUAGCAUCGUUAUCCGGAGUUGCACUUUCAUCAGAUGCUUUCUUCCCUUUCUCUGAUAACAUUCACAGAGCACAUCAAUCCGGUGUUUCUUAUAUUGCCGCCCCAAAUGGAUCGGUGCAGGACGAAGAAGUUGUCAAAGCAGCCGAUGAACAUGGAAUGGUUCUAGCGCAUACUAAUUUAAGAUUAUUUCAUCAUUAA
Messenger RNA from Funneliformis geosporum, 1761 nucleotides. The record is from the annotation of a GenBank genome assembly. NCBI's taxonomy places the organism in Eukaryota, Fungi, Glomeromycota, Glomeromycetes, Glomerales, Glomeraceae.